Messenger RNA from Canis lupus familiaris (dog), 2151 nucleotides. RefSeq names its product electron transfer flavoprotein dehydrogenase (gene ETFDH). Gene Ontology annotation, biological process: electron transport chain. The record is from RefSeq and is marked validated. Gene Ontology annotation, cellular component: mitochondrial inner membrane. Lineage: Eukaryota; Metazoa; Chordata; Mammalia; Carnivora; Canidae. Gene Ontology annotation, molecular function: iron-sulfur cluster binding; electron-transferring-flavoprotein dehydrogenase activity.
GCGGGCAGCGCGGGGAGGGGGACUGCCGCCGAGGUGUCGGUGUUUCCCGGCGAGUGAUGGCGCCCCCCGCGGCCUAGACGUCGAGGCCCGCGGCGAGCCGCAGGCGGCCCUGGGACCCGUCAAGAUGUCGGUGCCGCUGGCCAAGCUGUCCUGCGCGGCAUAUCAGUGCUUUCAUGCCUUAAAAAUUAAGAAAAGUUAUCUACCUCUGUGUCAUGCAAGAUGGUCUUCAACCUCUGUUGUACCUCGAAUUACUACCCACUAUACUAUUUAUCCCCGGGAUAAGGACAAGCGAUGGGAAGGAGUGAACAUGGAGAGGUUUGCAGAAGAAGCAGAUGUAGUUAUAGUUGGUGCAGGCCCUGCAGGACUUUCUGCAGCUGUUCGUCUAAAGCAAUUGGCUACUAAACAUGAAAAGGACAUCCGUGUGUGUCUAGUAGAGAAAGCUGCUCAAAUAGGAGCUCAUACUCUCUCAGGGGCUUGCCUUGAUCCACGUGCUUUUGAAGAAUUAUUCCCAGACUGGAAGGAGAAGGGAGCUCCACUGAAUACUCCAGUAACAGAAGACAGAUUUGGAAUUUUAACAGAGAAAUACAGAAUUCCUGUGCCAAUUCUCCCAGGUCUUCCAAUGAAUAAUCAUGGCAAUUACAUUGUACGCUUGGGACAUUUAGUAAGCUGGAUGGGAGAACAAGCAGAAGCCCUUGGUGUUGAAAUAUACCCUGGUUAUGCUGCUGCUGAGGUCCUUUUUCAUGAAGAUAGUAGUGUAAAAGGAAUUGCCACUAAUGACGUAGGGAUACAAAAGGAUGGUGCACCAAAGACAACAUUUGAGAGGGGACUAGAACUACAUGCAAAAGUUACAGUUUUUGCAGAGGGUUGCCAUGGACAUCUAGCCAAACAACUGUAUAAGAAGUUUGAUUUGAGAGCCAAUUGUGAUCCUCAAACCUAUGGAAUUGGACUGAAGGAGUUAUGGAUUAUUGAUGAAAAGAAGUGGAAGCCAGGGAGAGUGGAUCACACUGUUGGCUGGCCCUUGGACAGACACACUUAUGGAGGCUCCUUCCUCUACCACUUAAAUGAAGGCGAACCCCUGGUAGCCCUUGGUUUUGUGGUUGGUCUAGACUACCAGAAUCCAUAUUUGAGUCCAUUCAGAGAGUUCCAGAGGUGGAAACACCAUCCUAGCAUUCAGCCAACACUGGAAGGUGGAAAAAGGAUUGCAUAUGGAGCCAGAGCCCUGAACGAAGGUGGCUUUCAGUCUAUACCAAAACUCACUUUUCCUGGUGGUUUACUAAUUGGUUGUAGUCCUGGUUUUAUGAAUGUACCCAAGAUCAAAGGUACCCACACAGCAAUGAAAAGUGGAAUUUUGGCAGCAGAAUCUAUUUUUAAGCAACUAACUAGUGAAAAUCUCCAAUCAAAGACAAUUGGACUCCAUGUAACUGAGUAUGAAGACAAUUUAAAGAAAUCAUGGGUGUGGAAAGAGCUAUAUACUGUUAGAAAUAUAAGGCCGUCCUGCCAUGGAAUACUGGGCGUAUAUGGCGGGAUGAUUUACACUGGAAUCUUUUACUGGAUAUUUAGAGGAAUGGAGCCAUGGACUCUAAAGCACAAAGGUUCUGACUCUGAUCAGCUCAAGCCAGCCAAGGACUGCACACCUAUUGAGUAUCCAAAACCAGAUGGACAGAUCAGUUUUGACCUUCUGUCGUCUGUGGCACUGAGUGGUACUAACCACGAGCAUGACCAGCCAGCACACUUAACCUUAAGGGACGACAGUAUCCCCGUAAAUCGAAAUCUGUCCCUAUUCGAUGGACCGGAGCAGCGCUUCUGCCCUGCAGGAGUUUAUGAAUUUGUACCUUUGGAACAAGGUGAUGGAUUUCGGUUACAGAUAAAUGCUCAGAAUUGCGUACACUGUAAAACAUGUGAUAUUAAAGAUCCAAGUCAGAAUAUUAACUGGGUGGUACCUGAAGGUGGUGGAGGACCUGCUUACAAUGGAAUGUAAACUGCAACUGAUUGCAUUUGCGGCACGUUUGAUAGUUUCCUUAAAAUGUAUGGCAAGGUAACUUUACAUAUUUAGAAGUCAACAGGUGUCAAAAUAGUUUACCGUGUAUUACUCAUCAGAAUGUUCAUAAAAUUAUCAAUGAAAUAAAAACUUUAUACCUAUAAUCUAAAUUU